Desarmillaria tabescens is the source of this 1689-nucleotide messenger RNA. RefSeq lists its product as uncharacterized. The transcript has 9 exons. Lineage: Eukaryota; Fungi; Basidiomycota; Agaricomycetes; Agaricales; Physalacriaceae. Bases 82 to 1668 code for a protein of 528 amino acids. The record is from RefSeq and is a predicted model, not a curated record.
GCCUUUUCAUUUUUGUUUCCGUCUACGACAAACUCGUAACAGUUAACAUAAUGGUGAGCCGAAUAUGUAGCGAGUCCGUCCAUGUUAAAUAUCGUUAUCCUUGCCAUCCUCCAUGACCAUUUGCUUUGUUUCUCUGCAUGUCGUCCCCUGCUGUCCCCUCAUUCGCGCUCGACGUCCCGUUCCCCCGUCGAUGCCGUCACUCCCAAUGACGCCGUAGAGCGCGCCACCCCUCGCCGUGAUCACUCCCCGCCGCCGCGACUCGAGGCAAACACCCCGCCCGUGAACACCCCGCCCCCGACGAUCAAGCGCUCCGACUCCCCGCCCCCGACGCUAGGAAAGCGGCCCCAGGACAGGAAAUAUCGCGGAGACAGACCCAUCCAGCCAUCAGAAUAUGAGAGUGGCCGCGUCAUAUGCGAGACCUGCAGCACCAGCGUCUCUUUCCGUGACGAGAAUAACGGCGAGUUUACCCUCAAGCACUGGGAUGCUCAUAGGAUGACCUGCAGUGAGCCGAAUCCGACACCGCCGCCUCCGACAAAGCGCCGUCGUGCCAAGCGCACAGAAGACGAACGGAUUGAUUACCUCCGGAAUGACCCCUACGUCGCUCAGUUCGAGGCAUAUAGGGUGCUGUGUGCCUCGUGCGACAAGUGGAUUAGGCUCAGGCCGAACUCGACCUAUUGUAGCAUACCCUGGGACGCCCACCAACCUCCUAAAAACACCUACGCUCUCGAGCAGCGCAAUGCCGCAUUCUCAAAGGAUCCUGACGUCCGAAAAUUCGACGCUGAGCGCGUGCUAUGCGCCAUUUGCGACUGUUGGGUGCCCGUCCCUGUCCCGGAUGAUCGCAACCUUCUGGGCUCAACACCCAACCAUCAUCAUUCUUCAGCCAACCAGGGUGCUAAUUCGCCGUCAACUUCGUCACAGCCUCAACCUCAGCCUCAGCCCCAGCAACCCCGCCGACCGACAGAUUCCCCGCCAGUUCAGCCUUCGUCACAACCGCCGCCCUCGUCCACUCCUGCCCACGAGAGUAGGAGACGCAACGCCGAGCAGCGAGCAGCUACUCUUCGCGCGGACGCCCUCAUUCUCUCUGUCGAACCAAACCGAGUCUUCUGCAGCCUCUGCCAGAAAUGGGUCCAACUCCGACAAGACUCGAGCUUCUGUGCCUAUCCGUGGCUGCAGCAUCGCGGCAAGUGUUUAAUGCGGAGUCAGAAACGGGCACAGAAGGAGCGCGAACAGCGUCACUCGACUUCGGCACCGUACCCUGUCCACGCCCAUCCACCACGACCGCGCGCGGACGAGGAUGCGGAGGGGAGCUGGGAUGAAGACGUCGUCGGUCCUCGUGUCAGCGGCUCUGUGUCGUUCACACCGGCCCAACCGCCUCCCCCGCGAACCUCAUCUUCAUCGACUUCUUCCUACGUCGACUUGGAUAGCCCCGAUGGGCGGUUAUCUCAUAUCCAUACGUCGUUGAUACACCUCUUCCGGACAACGUAUUCUGUUCCUGAUACGGAUUUGACUGUGGCCGCUUUGGUUGGGUUUCUCAAUGCAGGUAUGCCGGAGGAUCGAUGGGAGGAGUUUGAUUUGCGCGAAGGUCGUGCGGGGCGUUGGUGUCUUGGCUCGCGAGGGAGGGGGGAGAGAAGGGUCGAGUUAGAGGGGGAUAUCGUUAGAUGGAGAUGAAUAUUGCAACUUUGACUAGAA